CUCUAACCUACAAAUUGCGUCAGUUGUCAAAAUUAUUUGCAUUGUUUUUAUAAUCAGAACGUAUUAAAGAUUAACUCAAAUUGAUUUGAAACAGAAAAUUAGAGAGAAAAUAUGAAUAAUUGUGAGUGAUUUUUACAUUUCUUCAACGAAGUAUAAAUAACCCUAAUAUAAACAAUGUGGAAAUUUUCACGUAACAACUAUUCAAAUAGUAUCAUCAUAAACACAUACCAAUGGAAAGAUGUGUCUCUAAAAUUUAACAACAAAAUUAAGGGUACUUUUAUAGAAAAAUGGUUCAAUUAUUGGAAACUUCUAGCUAGAGAUUACAAAGAUGUUGGUGUUAACCUCAAAAUGGAAGUCAGACAGAAGCCUCUAAAAGCUGCAACAUAUUUCACGGGGAUAUCAUUUUUAUCGUACUGUGUUACAAGUAAUCCAGAUUUGAGAUCUUUCAAAUCGAAGUAUAUCGAAAGCGCCAAUGAAUUGGCAUUAGUAAAUCCGAGUUUAACCAAUCCAACAUCCGUAACACAUUUAAAAUAUAUUGAAAAGUGUUUUAACGCGAAUCUUAUAAGAUACAUAAAUUUAGGUGUAUUUUCUAUAGUAUGGGUCGAUGAAUUUAGUAAAGACUGUGAUACAUAUGAAUGUAAGUGCUCAUAUUUGCAAGUACCAUACAGACAUUUUGGAACGAGAAUUCUCGAUGUUGGUUUUCUCAACACCUGGUGGGUUAUAUCCAGAAGAAUGUUAGAUUAUGAUGUUAACGAAUAGUUUUUGAAUUGUUGAAUAAAAGUCUUACCUUAAA
Diorhabda sublineata is the source of this 793-nucleotide messenger RNA. Its product is annotated as mitochondrial import inner membrane translocase subunit Tim29. The coding region runs from base 175 to 759 and encodes 194 amino acids. Gene Ontology annotation, biological process: protein insertion into mitochondrial inner membrane. The transcript has a single exon. Gene Ontology annotation, cellular component: TIM22 mitochondrial import inner membrane insertion complex. The record is from RefSeq and is a predicted model, not a curated record. Lineage: Eukaryota; Metazoa; Arthropoda; Insecta; Coleoptera; Chrysomelidae.